AACGAACUACUCUGAAGAAAAAAAUAUAUUCAAAGACCAAUUCCAGUUCAAACCCAAAACCCCGAUUGAUUUGUCUCUUUUCCCGUAUCUCACUUCUGGUUUGUCAAUCUUUUUUUUUGAAGAUAAAACUAGGAGAGCAUGGAUAAAAUGAAACUAGCUCAAUGGGGUGAGAAACUGAAAACGGGUGGAGCUCAAAUGAGUAGGAUGGUUAGUGGAAAAAUGAAGGAAAUUCUUCAAGGUCCAACACCCGAAUCGAAAAUGGUGGAUGAGGCCACCUUAGAGACCUUAGAGGAACCCAACUGGGGAAUGAACAUGAGGGUAUGCUCUAUGAUCAACAGUGAACAGUUUGAUGGGGCCGAAAUCGUUAGGGCCGUCAAAAAGAAGAUAUCCGGGAAAAAUGCUGUCAGCCAAAGGUUGAGUCUUGAUUUGUUGGAAGCUUGCACGGUGAAUUGUGAGAAAGUAGCUUCUGAGGUGGCUUCGGAGAAAGUGUUGGAAGAGAUGGUUAAGAUGAUCGAGAAUCCGCAGACACAUCCUGGGAAUAGAAACAGAGCUUUGCAGUUGAUUCGUGCUUGGGGACAGUCUGAAGAUCUCGCAUACUUGCCGGUGUUUCAUCAGACAUAUAUGAGCUUGAAAGAGCGAAGUACACCACUGCCGGUGGAUGCUGAUGACGGGAAUGCACCCUUGUACCAGACCUUGGAGUCUUAUAUGGGAGAGCCAUUUCCUCCCCCUGAAAAUUAUCCUGUCAAUAACACAGGAUUGCAGGGUAAUGAUUUUGCCUAUAACUAUGGGAGUUUAUCUGUUGAACAAAAGAAGGAACUUUUUGAAGUAACUCGGAACAGCCUUGAGGUGCUCUCUAGCAUCUUUAGUACGGGAACGGAGCCAAAACCCCCAAAGGAUGAGCUGACAGAGAGCAUGUUGGAGAAAUGCAAGCAGUCACAGCUAGCUAUUCAGAUGAUUAUAGAAAGCACUACCGACGAUGAUGGAAUCCUCUUUGAGGCUCUGAAUUUGAAUGAUGAACUUCAACAAGUCAUCUCCAAAUUCGAGGGACUGGAAACCGGUUCAAAAGCCGACACCACUGCUGUUAUUCCCACUGCUGCUGAGACCAAUAUAGAAAGUACGGUGGGCGCUUCACCUUUAAACCAUGAUGAAACCAAGACCAGUUCUUCCCUGCCCACCCAUGAUGAAACCCAGAUGAAUGCUUCCCAGAAAGCAGGUGGUACCGAAUCCGGCAGUGAUACAAAAAUAUCAAACGGGAACUGAUGAAUCUUGAGAGGAUUUGCUAGGUUUAAUUUCCAUUUCCAUUACCUGUGCUGCCGUUCUGGUUAACCGUAUGGUUGGUUUGCUGUAAUUAGGGAAUAAGAUUAUGUAGUCCAGACACGAUUAUUAGUUUAUCGGUUGUGUAAUUACAUUUUGUUUGCUAAAUUAGAACCGUU
Messenger RNA from Hibiscus syriacus, 1433 nucleotides. RefSeq names its product TOM1-like protein 2. NCBI's taxonomy places the organism in Eukaryota, Viridiplantae, Streptophyta, Magnoliopsida, Malvales, Malvaceae. The record is from RefSeq and is a predicted model, not a curated record. The transcript is spliced from 4 exons. Gene Ontology annotation, biological process: protein transport to vacuole involved in ubiquitin-dependent protein catabolic process via the multivesicular body sorting pathway. Gene Ontology annotation, molecular function: ubiquitin binding; phosphatidylinositol binding. Bases 139 to 1260 code for a protein of 373 amino acids.